AUGGCUGAUUCAGAUGAGAGAUAUCAAAGAGCAUUAAACAAUGAAUUCCAUUCAGAGUUUCUAGAAUUCGAGGGUCAGGAGGCAAACAAAGGGAUUGAUGUGAGAGAUCAAUUUGGAAAAAGAUUACACUAUUGGAGUGCAGGAGACAAUAUAUACACCGUUACAUUCAAAAAGAUUAAAACUAGGUUGCAUUGGUUUUUCAAUCCUGACACUUAUGAUAAAUAAUCAAAGAAGCACAUUUAAAGACAAGCCUAGUUAUAUAACAUCUAAAUUAUUUUGGGACUCAUCUUUAUAAUAGCACCUUUAUCUAUUGCUAUUACAGUGAUUUAGCCAAGAGUAGCAAGAGCAAAAAGAGAAUUCCUAAUGCAUUAAUAUGACAAAAUUAAGUAGAUUUACAAAUUAACUAAAACACUAGCAUGA
Messenger RNA from Paramecium tetraurelia, 420 nucleotides. RefSeq lists its product as uncharacterized. The record is from RefSeq and is a predicted model, not a curated record. NCBI's taxonomy places the organism in Eukaryota, Ciliophora, Oligohymenophorea, Peniculida, Parameciidae. The transcript has 3 exons.